ACAGGGUCUGAGUAUCUCUUACUGUAUCCUGAGAUGAAGGUAAAAUUACUAACACUUUUCCUGUUUGUGUCAUGUACUGAAGCCAGAUCAAGCUCAGAACUGAGAGCUCUGAACCAGUCAAGCGGCAAUGUCCAAAAACAGAAUGUCCACGAGAGACCGGAGAGAUGUGGAAGCAUAUUAAAGGACAGUAAAGUUGAAGAAAAGCAUGAAGAAUUUUAUGAAACAAGUAAAGCACAGAGAGGAAAAGCAGUCACUGGGGGUUCAAAUGUCAAUCAUCGAGAUCCUCGCUCUCAAUGUUCUUCUCCAUUAGUGUCAUCCUGGACUUCAGCAUUAGUUCUUCAUGGAAGCCUUGGUUUAACCUUUCUCUUUUCCUUUCACUUCUUCUGAGGUGUUCUAGACAAGUUAAAUGCGAAAGCCUAUGUCUUCAUGAGCU
Molecule: messenger RNA, 433 nt
Organism: Prosopis cineraria
Lineage: Eukaryota; Viridiplantae; Streptophyta; Magnoliopsida; Fabales; Fabaceae
Exons: 2
Coding region: 34-387 (117 amino acids)
Source: RefSeq, a predicted model, not a curated record